Molecule: messenger RNA, 1901 nt
Organism: Nymphaea colorata (pocket water lily)
Lineage: Eukaryota; Viridiplantae; Streptophyta; Magnoliopsida; Nymphaeales; Nymphaeaceae
Product: tRNA nucleotidyltransferase cca2
Exons: 15
Coding region: 19-1677 (552 amino acids)
Biological process (GO): tRNA 3'-terminal CCA addition
Molecular function (GO): RNA binding; ATP:3'-cytidine-cytidine-tRNA adenylyltransferase activity
Source: RefSeq, a predicted model, not a curated record
AUAUAUGGGGGGAAAACCAUGAAGGCGCUCUCGUUCUUGGCCCGCCCAUUCGCACACCCUCCCAUCCGCCUCGGCAUCCUCCCCCGCCGCCUUAUCGCCGGCCAGAGCAGCAGCCGGAGGAGGAGGGUCGGGGCUAUCAUGGCGCUCUGCACCAGUGUCCAGGUGAAGGACCGAAUUGAGCUCACGGAGAAGGAACGGAAGAUAUUCGACCGUCUCCUCCAGGUGCUCCGCCACUUUGAUCUCAAGACCGAGCUCCGGGUUGCCGGUGGCUGGGUUCGCGACAAGCUUCUGAGCAAGGAUUGCUAUGACAUAGACAUCGCAUUGGACAACAUGCUCGGCAGAGAAUUCUGCGAAAAGGUGAAUGAAUACUCCGUACACGUCGGGGAAGAAAGACAAGGAGUUGGUGUCAUACAGUGCAAUCCUGACCAGUCAAAGCACUUGGAAACUGCAAGAAUGCGUAUCUUUGAUAUGUGGAUUGACUUUGUCAAUUUGAGAUCAGAAACCUAUGCAGAACAUAGUCGCAUUCCAGCCAUGAAGUUUGGUACGGCCGAGGAAGAUGCCUAUAGGAGAGAUUUAACUAUUAACAGCUUAUUCUACAAUAUAAAUACUGAUACGGUUGAGGAUUUGACUGGUCGAGGCAUAGAAGACUUAAAAGAAGGAACUAUUGCUACUCCAUUACCUCCAAAAGCUACUUUCUUGGAUGAUCCUCUUCGAGUCCUGCGAGCUAUCCGAUUUGGUGCAAGAUUUGGAUUCCGACUGCAUGAGGAGCUGAAGAGGGCUGCUUCUGAUGAUGAAGUUAAAGCUGCAGUAUCUGAUAAAGUUAGCAAAGAGAGGAUAGGCCAUGAAGUUGAUCUCAUGGUAUCUGGCAAUCAAGCUGUAAAAGCUAUGACUUACAUUUGUGACCUGGAACUGUUCUGGACUGUAUUUGGCCUUCCUGAAGGCAUUGCAGGUUCCGUAAGUGAUGACUGUGACCGGACUUGUGUUUAUUAUAUGAAUGCUGCUUCAGACGUUUUAGAAGAGAUUGGUUGUUCAACAUUCAGUGAUGAUCAAAGGAGAUUGUGCUUAUAUAGUGCUCUAUUUGUUCCACUUAUGGCAUUAAACUACACUGACUCUAAAGGGAAGAAGGUUCCUGUUGUAAACAGUAUAUUUCGGAACUCCCUCAAGCUCAAAGCAAGUGAUGCUGAUACGGUCAUAGCAUUGCAUAAAGCGGCAGAGAAAUUUGCAACUUCUAUCCCUUUCAUCACGUCAGACAAUGAAGCAGCUUUUCAGGAAGAUGAUCUGGAUGUGCCUUUUUCUUCAAAAAAAAGAAUAUGUGCAGGAUUGCUCUUGAUGGAAAUCAAAGACUUAUGGCGGGUAGCUUUGUUGAUAUCUUCUUUGUUGCCACCUAAAAACAAUCUUGCCAAAGAGUUAGAUGUCAGCUUGAGUGAAAGGGUUGAAUUAUACAGAAGAGUAGAGAAAUCUGUCCUUGACAUGGAUUUGGAAAAUGUAUGGAAGAUGAAAAGGCUUCUAGAUGGAAAAGCUGUCAUGAGCAUUCUAGGACUUAAACAUGGUGGUCCUCAGAUUGGAGAAUGGCAAAAAAAGCUACUGAAAUGGCAGCUUGCCCAUCCUUGUGGUACUUUUGAUGAGUGUGCUGACUGGCUUCGAGAAUCGAAUGCUAAACGACUAAAAUGUAGCUGAGAGUCCUCAGAUUGGAGAAUGGGUAAUGAAUCAACUUUCCAUAAUAUGUAAAGGUCAUAGCUUGUAUAAUACUAACAUAGCUUUCUAAUCUGCGGCAAAAAAAAACUACUAAAAUGGCAACUUGCCCAUCCUUCUGGUACUUUUGUUGACUGUGCUGACUGGCUUCGAGAAACGAAUGCUAAACAAGUAAAGUGUAGCUAAAGGUCAUUAGGGUUUGCAUCCCA